Messenger RNA from Solanum stenotomum, 648 nucleotides. Its product is annotated as MOB kinase activator-like 1A. Gene Ontology annotation, biological process: positive regulation of protein phosphorylation; signal transduction. Gene Ontology annotation, cellular component: nucleus; cytoplasm. The coding region runs from base 1 to 648 and encodes 215 amino acids. The transcript has 7 exons. Gene Ontology annotation, molecular function: protein kinase activator activity. The record is from RefSeq and is a predicted model, not a curated record. Lineage: Eukaryota; Viridiplantae; Streptophyta; Magnoliopsida; Solanales; Solanaceae.
AUGAGUCUGUUUGGCCUUGGAAGCAGGAAUCAGAGGACCUUUCGUACUAAAAAGAGUGCUCCGUCAGGAAGCAAGGGUGAGCAACUUAGAAAACACAUUGAUAUUACCUUAGGUAGUGGUAAUUUAAGGGAAGCAGUGCGGCUACCCCCUGGGGAAGAUCUUCAUGAGUGGCUCGCUAUAAAUACUGUUGACUUUUUCAACCAAGUGUAUAUGUUGUAUGGCACUCUCACUGAGUUCUGCACUCCAUCAAGCUGUCCAACAAUGUCCGCAGGACCAAAGUAUGAAUAUCGAUGGGCUGAUGGAGUGAAAAUAAAGAAACCUGUACAAGUUUGUGCUCCAAAGUACAUGAAUUAUCUAAUGGAUUGGAUAGAGACUCAGCUAGAUGAUGAAUCAAUCUUUCCUCAAAAGUUUGGUGUGGCAUUUCCGUGUAAUUUUGAGGAUGUUGUGAAGACAAUGUUUAAGCGAUUGUUUCGUGUAUAUGCCCAUAUCUACCAUUCCCAUUUCCAGAAGAUUGUCGCCUUAAAGGAAGAAGCUCAUCUUAAUACCUGCUUUAAGCAUUUUGUGCUCUUCACAUGGGAGUUUCAGUUGAUAGACAAGGCAGAGCUUGCACCUCUCGAUGAGCUUCUUCACUCUAUUCUGCAGUUGUAG